Messenger RNA from Acanthopagrus latus (yellowfin seabream), 1378 nucleotides. RefSeq names its product lens intrinsic membrane protein 2.2 (gene lim2.2). Gene Ontology annotation, cellular component: plasma membrane. The transcript is spliced from 5 exons. Lineage: Eukaryota; Metazoa; Chordata; Actinopteri; Spariformes; Sparidae. The record is from RefSeq and is a predicted model, not a curated record. Gene Ontology annotation, molecular function: structural constituent of eye lens.
AGUUUCAGGGGAACUUAUCCUUGUUACGUUUGCUUGCUUGAAAAGCAUGUUGGGGCCACGCUCACAUGCUUCUGCAUGCACACUACAGAUAGGGGCAAGAUGCACACAACUUCAUCAAUGGCACAAAGGUAAGCCAGACAUUAGGCGCAUGAACACGCAGUUGCAUAAGUUGUGUUUUUAUAGGAAGGCUGCUAAUGUCCUGUCCUGCAUGCUCCCAUCACAUGUGUGGCUAAACUGUGAGGGGGAUUGGCUGUCUCCUAUGAUGUACUUUCACUUGUAUGUGCAAGGUAUGAUCAGCUACAGAAAACAUGGAGAAUGAGAUUUCUUUUUUUACGUUGAAGAAUGAGAAAAAGUCAUGCAUGACACCCAAAGAUCAACAAAGUGCAGGAGGUGACAGAGACAGAGGGGAGAGAGAGGGAUGGAGGUGACUGCAGAGAAGCGAGCAAGGGGGGGAUUUACCAUAACUCACAUGCUGCACUCGAUCAUUCGCUCUUUUGUGAGGCGCACAAUGAGAGCCAGGGGUACAGGGCUUAAAAAGGAUAGGCACACUGCUACAGCCAGCGACCCUGGAGAGACACGAGCCAAACCAGAGUUGCUGAAUGUUUAGGAGGACAGCGCUUUGCCCAGCUUCUCCAAGAUGCUGAACACCUUGGCGGGAGGAGGCACGCUCUGCGGCGUGGCUGCCCUCGUGCUUCUCAUCGUUUCUACGGCAACAGACUUCUGGAUGCAGUAUCGAUACUCGGGCAGCUCCGCCAAUCAGGGGCUUUGGAGGUUCUGCAUCAACCACAAAUGCCACGCUCACACCAUAACUGUGGCCUUCUGGGAUGCCACACGGGCCUUUAUGUUGCUGGCGGUGCUGAGCUGCUUCGCCGGCGUGGUGCUCGGCCUGAGCGCCUUCACUAAUGGCACAAAGAACAGGAGGGUCCGCACAGGUGGCAUCGCCCUCGUCCUGUCAGGUUUUCUUGCUCUGCUGGCUUUGGCAAUUUACACCGGAGUGACUGUCACCUUCUUUGGCAAACGCUUCUUGGACUGGCGUUUUUCCUGGUCCUACAUCAUCGGCUGGGUGGCCAUCAUUUUGGCUUUUGCAGCAGGUGUGUUUCAGCUCUGUGCUUACCAGCGGACCACUGCAGAACCUGCUCCUUCAAAUAACCCGGACAGCUGAACACAGAUGAUCACACCCAUCAGCUCGAAAGGCUGUUGCAAUGAAUGUCACCGCUGCUUUUGAGUCCCUAGAAUGGAAUAAAUAGAAAUCAUAAGGCUCCUGUGUGGUCUCACUGCAACACCAACUGACAACGAUCAGUUUUUAUCUCGACCUCAACAUUUAGAAAACACCUUACCGUUCUGCAGGACGCCAUAUAUUACCUAGAAGAGACUCUCU